This is a messenger RNA of Ceutorhynchus assimilis (cabbage seed weevil), 3196 nucleotides long. The record is from the annotation of a GenBank genome assembly. NCBI's taxonomy places the organism in Eukaryota, Metazoa, Arthropoda, Insecta, Coleoptera, Curculionidae.
CACAUAUUGACGAACGUGAAGCCUAGUGCCGCUGCUGCGGAGGGGAUACCUGUUUUUGUCGCACUCAUUAUGUUAAAUGGCGGAAAUUGCUUCCAACACGUAUUCCAUUUGAUGAAACCUGUGAAGGCAAAUAUGACAAAACUGUCCAAAACGUCAUAUGUCAGCGAGCAACAGAAAAAAACAACAUUCCCCUUUGUGGCAUCUGUCUUUCAUGGCUACAUUUUUUUGGCAGAUAUAGCAAUGUGUGCGCAUUCCAGUUUUUGGCUAUAGUUCAUUGUCCCAGAGUCAGAAACAUAAAUGGAUCACGUUUCACUUCUGUAUCAAGUGUUGCCGACAAAGAAAGUUCAAAUUAUAGACCGCUCGAAGAUAAAAUAGCUCUUUAUGCAACAAGUGUGUAAAAUGAAAAGGUUGAUUAGAAGAAUGCAAAAACACUCAGUGCGCACUGAAUCUACCAAUCGGAAACGCCAUUAAUGUAAAAAAGAGCGGCAUAGGUUUUUAUUAUCGUACUUUUAUAACUGUUGGUAUUUAUGCAUUUUUGCAAAGUAACUAUACAAAACAAUUUAUUAAACUUUUCACGCACUAGUGUGUAAAGUGAAUUACUUUACGCCUGUGAAAUAAAUUCACGUUUCUGAAGAGUGCGUCAAGUGUGUAGUUUACGCAUGUGUGAACGUAUUUGUUUUAUUUACGCUAAAAAGUUAUAUCUGAAAGGUUGGAGUGUGUAAAGGAGUACUUGGAGUAAGUUAAACCGUACGAAGUGUAUCAGAAAUAUUCAGUGCGGUCACAUGAAAACAUGAAAACGACUUUUUGACAGACGCCAUCUAGUUUCUGAGAAGUGGCAGAUACUUGUCCAAUAUCUUUGUGUAAAUUUCCAUUCUAGCGUCACACAAACAUGGCAGAUCUACGAUUCGAUGGUAAAGUAGUGAUAGUCACUGGGGCUGGAGCGGGCCUAGGAAGAACCUAUGCCUUAUUAUUCGCUUCCCGAGGAGCCAAAGUGGUGGUUAACGAUUUGGGAGGCGGCAGACACGGAGAUGGAAGUUCUUCUAAAGCUGCUGACGAUGUUGUUGAAGAAAUUAGAAGAAAUGGGGGCACAGCUGUAGCUGAUUAUAACUCAGUGAUAGAUGGAGAGAAACUUAUUAAAACAGCUCUAGACAAUUUUGGAAGAGUGGAUAUAUUAAUAAACAAUGCUGGAAUUUUACGUGACAAAAGCUUAGUUAAGUUAACCGACCAAGAUUGGGAUCUGGUCCAUCAAGUUCACUUGAAAGGUAGCUUCAAAACCACCCAAGCAGCUUUCCCGAUAAUGAAAAAGCAAAACUUUGGCCGUAUCAUUAUGACUUCUUCAAACUCCGGCUUGUACGGUAAUUUCGGCCAGGCAAAUUACAGUGCGGCCAAAAUGGCUUUGAUCGGUCUGGCUAAAACUGUCGGUAUCGAAGGAGCCAGAAACAACGUUUAUUGUAACGUCAUUGUCCCAACUGCUGCCAGUAGAUUGACUGAAGAUAUCUUACCUCCAGAGGUUUUCAAUGAGCUGAAACCCGAGUUUAUUGCUCCUGUUGUGGCCUAUUUAUGUCACGAUUCGUGUCAAGAAAACGGUUCCGUUGUGGAGUCAGCCGGCGGGUGGGCUGGAAAAGUAACUUUGGUGCGAUCUAACGGGGCUUUGUUAAGAUCUUCAAUUCAGGAUGGUGUCACCGUUGAAAAAGUGGCUCAAAAUUGGGAUAGAAUCACUGAUAUGGAUAAGGCUGGAACAUUCGGAGCAAUUCAAGAAGUUACUGGUGCUCUAAUCGAAAAUUUGGAAGGUUUGAAAACUUCCGAUGUCUCACAGGCACAGGAUAGUCCAGAUGUUUUUGACUUCACCAACCGGGAUACCAUUUUAUAUGCUCUAGGAGUUGGUGCCUCUCUAGCCAAUAACAAUGAGCUCAAGUAUCUCUAUGAGAGUCACGAAGAGUUUUCUGUACUGCCAACCUUCUUUAUUUUACCCUCUUUGCAAGCGGUGUUUUCUUCUGAUAUCAAUAUGGGGGCUGCUAUUGGAAAAACGAUUGAUCUUAGUCAAGUUUUACAUGGAGAACAAUACUUGGAGGUUGUUGGUGAGCUACCAAUGGACGGCCAACUAUUCCAAAAGUUAGAACUAGUUGAGGUUUUAGAUAAAGGAUCUGGAGCUGCAAUGAUUAUCAAUGUUGACUCCUUUGACAAAAACAAUAACUUGAUAGUCAAAAACCAACUUGUGAGCUUCGCAGUCGGUGCAGGUAAAUUUGGUGGGCCCCGUCAAGGUACCAAAACUAUUCCCUGCCUCAACAAACCGUCAAGAACACCAGAUUUGUCUAUCACACACAAAACCAGUAUCGAUCAGGCUGCCCUGUACCGUCUGAGCGGAGACAGGAACCCGCUUCACAUCGACCCCAACAUGGCAGUAAUGGCCGGUUUCGAGACACCCAUUUUGCACGGCCUUUGCAGUUUGGGCAUCUCAGUGAGGUCGGUAUUGUCAGCUUUUACCGGUCACGAUACUUCGCUGUUUAAAGCGGUAAAGGCUCGAUUUAGUAAACCGGUGGUUCCAGGACAAACAUUGCGAGUCGAUAUGUGGCGGGAUGGGAAUAGGAUUCAUUUUGAAACUGUGGUCGUCGAGACGAAUCAAGCUGUGAUUACCGGUGCCUACGUAGAUCUAAAAUCAAUCAAAAUGCCACCACAAGCCAACAAACUAUCAGCCGAAGGCCUUAAAAGCGAUGCCAUCUUCGAAUUCAUCAUCGACCAAGUUAAAGCUGAUGCGAGCAAAGCUAAGUCAAUAGGAGGUGUAUUUUUGUACAAGAUCACCAAGAACGGCAAAGAAGUUAAACAAUGGACUAUGGACCUUAAAAACGCCAAAGUCUACCAAGGCACUCCAGAAUCCAAACCCAACACCACCUUGACAGUUUCCGACGAAGAUUUUCUGUUACUGGCCGAAGGCAAGUUGCAACCACAACAGGCUUUUAUGAAGGGCAAGCUGAAGAUUACCGGAAACAUUAUGAUGGCUCAAAAGUUGGCUCCCUUAUUAAAAGCCAACGCGAAGUUGUAAAAAUAUUAUUGAUAAUUUUGUUUGCAUUCCUUUUAUUAUGUAUUAAUAUUUUUUUAUAUCAUUGUUUCGUCAAACUGCGGUGUUGUGUUUUUGUUAAAGGUGCUAAAUAAAAGAAUUUAAAUAUUUUUCCUUUGUUAAUAUUUGGUUUAGUCAAUU